AAGAGCAAAAAACACAAGAGCUAGAGGGAAGAUCGCGGAGUACUCGGAUGUUUCGAGCGAAGAUGAGUUAUCUGUUAGUGAGGAAGAGUACAUUCCUGAUACAUCAGAGAGUUACACAUCAGAUAGUAGCAUGAGCUUUACUGCUUCACCAAAGGGUAAAGAAAAAAAGUUACAGACUUUGCCAGUCCGGAGCAGUUCAGCUGUGAACAGAAUCAAAAAGUUCAGUAUUCAAAGCAGCGGUGACUUAGGGAGCUCCCAGAACCACGACAUAGCCAAAGUUCCUGACACAUCUUCCAUUCUUGACAGCGCAACAUCAGUAGUUAUCCCAGCUGUAAUUAAAAAGAGAGGUGGAUUGAGAAUGUACAGCAAAAAACAACAGUGCUUUUUUUGUGAAGGUGCUUUUACAAAAAUUUCUAGACACCUGGAACGAAAGCAUAGAAAUGAGGUAGAGGUAGCAAAAGCGUUAAGUCAUCCAAAGGGCUCAAAAGAAAGGAGGAUGCAACUUGAGUAUCUACGUAACAAAGGGAACUUUGCUUACAAUAGUACUGUUAUUAAUACAGGUGCAGGACUGAUGAUUCCGCGGAAACUGCCCAAAAAGAACCUGGAGGGGGAAAGUUUUAUGCACUGCAUUUACUGCAAAGGACUCUUCUUAAAAAAAACUUUGUGGCGACAUGUCAAGGUUUGCAAAUUCAAGCCUGGUGAUGAGAAGCCGAAACCUGGAAAAACCCGUGUCCAGGUUCUUUGUGGCUUUGCACAACCUCCCCCACCAGGAGUAACUCAUGGUGUUUGGAAGCUGUUAAAUUCCAUGAACCAGGACCAAGUGGCACUUGAAACUAGAAAUGACUGGUGCAUUUUAGAGUUAGGAAAGCAUCUUUACAACAAGUAUGGAUCAAGAGUUAAAAUGCAUGAACACAUCCGCCAAAAGAUGAGGGAGCUUGGAAGACUCCUAAUAUGUGCAAGAGAGGUAUCCCCCCUUACAUCUAUUAAAGAGCUCAUUCAUCCCACAAACUUCAUGCAUACCAUCAAUGCAGUUAAAAGGGCUGCUGGCUACAAUGAAGAGACCAAUGUAUUUGAAAAGGCUAGUGUGGCUGUGAAACUUGGACAGAGUCUGAACAAAAUCGCAAUGCUCAUUGAGAGCCACUCUACUAUUAGAGGAGACGAAAAGACAGGAAAAAUUGCGAACAGUUUUCAACAGCUUUAUAAGUCCAGAUGGCCCGAAUACAUUUCUACAACAGCCCGGCGAACACUGGAGGAAGCAAAAUGGAAUUCCCCACAAUUACUUCCAUUCACAGAAGAUGUUAAGCUCCUUCAUAUAUAUCUUGACGAGCAAGAGAAGACCCAUCGCAAACUCUUGUUAACACAGCCAUCAUCUCAGCACUGGGCAAAACUGGCCAAGAUCACGUUAACUCAGGUUAUGCUUUUCAAUCGUAGACGAGAAGGGGAAGUGUCACAAAUGCCAUUGUCUGCAUACAUCUCCAGCAACCAAUCGGAUGCUCAUCCAGAUAUUAGCAUGGCCCUCACAGAUUUAGAAAAUAAACUGUGUCAGUACUUCAAGCGUGUAGAAAUUAGAGGCAAAAGAGGCAGAAAGGUUCCCGUGCUUCUCACACCUUCCAUGCAAGAAUCAAUCAGCCUGCUUCUUGAAAAUCGGAAUACCUGUGGAAUUCCAAAUGAAAAUCCUUUUCUCUUUGCACGCCCGUAUGCAAUGACAUUUUUCAGAGGCUCUGAUUGCAUUCGCGAAUUUGCUGUUGCAUGUAGUGCAAAAAAUCCUCAGACUCUUACAUCAACAAAGUUGAGAAAACAGAUCGGGACACUUUCUGAAGUUCUUAAUCUUAGCAACACAGAGUUAGAUCAGUUGGCAGACUUUCUAGGCCAUGACAUUCGAGUUCAUCGUCAAUUUUACAGGUUACCCGAAGGCACCCUCCAACUGGCCAAAAUUAGUAAAAUUCUUCUGGCCCUCGAAAAAGGACGCUUGGCAGACUUUAAAGGGCGAAAUCUUAAUGAAAUCAACAUAGAUCCAGAAGAGGAAGUUACAGUGGACAGUGAUUUGGAGGAGUCCACUUCUAGUCCAAAAGAGUGCACCACAGUAUCAUCAUCACAGCACACGGUUUGUGAGAACGGCACACUUCCAGCAGACCCAGUCUCCAAAAAAAAGAGAGGUUACGUUAAGAAGACGGCCUGGAACAAACUUGAGAUACAGGCUGUGGAGAAGCAUAUGAUGAGGUUUAUUAACAAUCACAAAAUUCCAGGAAAGGCAGACUGCAUGAGGUGUAAAGAGGCGGAACCACUUGCACUUAAAAAUAGAGAGUGGUCUACACUUAAAUUUUACAUCAAAAAUCGAAUCUCCGCUCUAAACAGAAAAUAUCUGCCAAAUUAAUUGACACACUGUCAGACUGAAUUGUUCAUUGGUAGAAACAAGCUUUUAUAGUUUUAAAACAAGCUUCCAUAGUCAAAUGGUUAGCGCAAUAGACCAUCAGUUCCAUAUUAUUGUUUGGAAAUGUAGAUUGUUCUUUCGAAAAUUAAGGCAUUUUAAAUAACUUUUAGACUGGAGUCUUUUUUUUCAUCCUUGUCUGCUUCAAAUGUAGAAUUGUUUUUCUAUAAAUGCAGACAUGGUAGAUUUUCAUUCUAUUGUACUUGUUUUCAAAAACUUGAGAAUGCAGUGUUUGUCAUGAAGGGUUUUAUUAAUAUAUUUUUUUUAAUUCAACUAGUGUUUACUGUGAACAUCUUUAUGAAAUAUUUCUGCAAAUUUUUGUGGACGACUGAAACUUAUGCUAAUGUUUCUGACCCUGACUGUUGAUGUACUAAUGUUAUGAGUUUUGAAAAUGUAUGUCAUAUACUGUAUAACACUUUUUUUUUUACUAAACCUUUAAAAGUACUAAGUUAAUUUUGUUUCUACAUCUAAAACAAACAUCUCCAAAAUCAAUUAAAGCAUGGAGCAGAUUGUAGCUCCUUUUCUGUCUAAA
Molecule: messenger RNA, 2960 nt
Organism: Carassius gibelio (silver crucian carp)
Lineage: Eukaryota; Metazoa; Chordata; Actinopteri; Cypriniformes; Cyprinidae
Exons: 5
Coding region: 131-2374 (747 amino acids)
Source: RefSeq, a predicted model, not a curated record